AUGGAAAAAGAUUUUAAUGUUUUAGACGGUAUUUGUCAAUUAGAAGAUAAAGUUUUUGGGAUUAAUGAAACUAAUGAAUGCGAAACUAUUAAAUUCAUACAAGAAAUGGACAAUGAUUUGAUUAAUUGUUAUCUCGAAAAUUUAAUUGUUUAUGCAAGCUACAGAAGAAGAUUGCAUUGGACGAGUCUUGCUCAUCUUUGGAAAGAAAUCUUAGGAGAUCAAGUGAAAUCAUUCCAUAAAGCAGAAAAUUUUGUGAAAGAAAAAGAAAAAAUUUUAAGCAACGAAUAUAGACCAUCUCUUCAGCCUCAGUAUUAUGCAAUAAUAAGAGAUGAUGUUGAAAGCAUGAAGUUCUUAAGCACAUCUUUAGUUUUUGCACUACAAGUCAUCAAAAUUAAUGACACAGAAAUAACUCAAUUUGAUUUUUCCGCGUUGUGUGGUUCUCCAAAAAUUUUCAAGUUUUUUGUAAUGAAUGGGGCCAUUAUUACUAGUGACACAAUUGAGAAUGCUGUUAGAGGUGGCAAUGUUCAAGUAUUAGAAAUUCUAAGACAGAAAAAUUGUGAUUUUUCACAACAUCUUGAAGGAGCUCUAAAAUAUCAUAAUAACGAAAUUGCUGAGUGGAUUUUAGAUUUAUACGGCAAAAAAUGUCAAAGUAUUUUGCCUUCAUUUUGCAUUUUACAUUAUAACACAUCAUUUUUCAAGCAUAUUGUUAAAGACAACAUUGACUUGAUUCAUCAAAAAAUGAAUGAUGAUAAGAAAUACACUUGCUUCACAGCUGCUGCAGGUUCUGGAAAUAUUUCAGUUGUGAAAUUUCUUGUUGAAAUCGGAGAAGAUCUAAAUGAAAGAUCUAGAAAAGGAAAGGCUCCAUUACAUUAUGCAGCAUCUAACAAGAAUAUAGAAAUUAUAAAGUUCUUGGCUUCAAAAGGCUGCAAUAUUAAUAUUAAAGAUGAUUCUGGUGAAACAGCACUCUUUUAUGCAGUUAAUAAUAAUGAUUUGGAAGUUGUGAAAGUUCUUAUUGAACUCGGCUGUGAUGUAAAUGUAAAAAAUAACAAUAAUAUUUCAGCAUAUGAUAAAGCAUUUAGAAGUCAGUGUUCUGAAAUUACAGAAUUCUUAUCUAAAUACAUCGAUUACUCAGAAUAUGAAGAAGAAGAAGAAUAA
Trichomonas vaginalis G3 is the source of this 1155-nucleotide messenger RNA. Its product is annotated as proteasome regulatory particle assembly. The transcript has a single exon. Gene Ontology annotation, molecular function: protein binding. The record is from RefSeq and is a predicted model, not a curated record. Bases 1 to 1155 code for a protein of 384 amino acids. NCBI's taxonomy places the organism in Eukaryota, Parabasalia, Trichomonadida, Trichomonadidae.